Molecule: messenger RNA, 1146 nt
Organism: Impatiens glandulifera
Lineage: Eukaryota; Viridiplantae; Streptophyta; Magnoliopsida; Ericales; Balsaminaceae
Product: ras-related protein RABB1c
Exons: 6
Coding region: 324-959 (211 amino acids)
Cellular component (GO): Golgi apparatus
Molecular function (GO): GTPase activity; GTP binding
Source: RefSeq, a predicted model, not a curated record
AAUCUAUUUUCUCGAGUUUUCAGGAAGAAGAAGAAGAAGGAAGGGUUGGGAAGAAGAAGAAGAAGACAGGGAGGAUUUCGAUUGAACAGCUCAUUCGCGAAAUCUUUUCUCUCUCCCUUAUUUAAUCUUCAUCAUCUCACUUUUUCUCAUUCUAUCAAAGAUUGUAUCGGUUUCCUUUCCGUUUUACGACGCUUGAUCUUUACAUAGACUUGUCGCUUGAGAUCUGCUUAAAUCUCUAGUUAGAACCUCUCUGGAAGUCAACAACUACUCUUUCUCUGCAUUUGUUUAGUUUUUGUUGGAGGUUUAUUCAAAGAUCUAAGAGGAUGUCUUACGCUUACCUUUUCAAGUACAUCAUCAUCGGCGAUACAGGUGUAGGGAAAUCAUGUCUUCUUUUGCAAUUCACUGAUAAGAGGUUUCAGCCUGUGCAUGAUUUAACUAUUGGUGUUGAAUUUGGUGCAAGAAUGAUCACCAUUGACAAUAAGCCUAUCAAACUUCAGAUCUGGGACACGGCUGGUCAAGAAUCAUUCAGGUCCAUUACGAGAUCUUAUUACAGGGGAGCUGCUGGUGCAUUGCUUGUAUAUGACAUCACCAGGAGGGAAACCUUCAAUCACCUUGCCAGUUGGUUAGAGGAUGCUAGGCAGCAUGCUAAUGCAAACAUGACUAUCAUGCUCAUCGGUAAUAAAUGUGACCUUGCACAUCGAAGGGCUGUAAGCACUGAAGAAGGCGAGCAGUUCGCCAAAGAACAUGGUUUAAUAUUCAUGGAAGCAUCUGCAAAAACUGCUCAGAAUGUCGAAGAAGCAUUUAUAAGCACGGCAUCUACAAUUUACAAGAAGAUACAGGAUGGAGUCUUCGAUGUCUCAAAUGAGUCUUACGGGAUAAAAGUUGGGUAUGGUGGGAUUCCAGGAUCGUCGGUUGGUCGGGAUGGCUCGACCGCACAAGGUGGUGGGUGCUGUAGUUGAAUAUGAGAGGAGUCUCUAGUGUUGAUACCUUAUAUAUAUACAUUUGUGCUAAAAAAUGAUUUGAAGUAUCUUUCGGUUUGAUUAUUUUUCAAUGUGCAGAUUCUCAUUUCAUAUGUGUUCAACUGUAUUUGCAAUGUUCACAUCAUUCCAUUUGGAUCUUCAUAAUGUGUAGUUUUUCGUUUUCGUU